AUGAUCAUCGAGACGCGAUACAAAGGGCCGCCCGCCCGCAUCAAGGGCAAUCCAACUGCUUUCUUCGUCAACCCCAUCAUUGUCGUCCAAUUCGCCCUUCUGUUCUCAUCUCAUCUCAUCAUCUCAUUCAACUCUGUCGCGAUGUCAUCAUGCCUCGGCGUGCUUCACCCGGCCGCCAUCCACACCCACGCAUCACCAAGCUUUCAGUCUUUCGUCUCGUCCAGUUCUUCGCGCAAAUCUCGACCUGUUCUCAAACGGGCCAUCCAUCGCACAAUUCGUGAUUUGUUUGCCCAGCUCGCAUUUGCCUCUCAUCUUUUCAUGUUGUAG
Molecule: messenger RNA, 327 nt
Organism: Clonostachys rhizophaga
Lineage: Eukaryota; Fungi; Ascomycota; Sordariomycetes; Hypocreales; Bionectriaceae
Source: the annotation of a GenBank genome assembly